Molecule: messenger RNA, 3786 nt
Organism: Porites evermanni
Lineage: Eukaryota; Metazoa; Cnidaria; Anthozoa; Scleractinia; Poritidae
Source: the annotation of a GenBank genome assembly
AUGGAUCAAUUGAAUGACUCGCAGAUCAAGGAGUUGGCUAAGUCACUUACAAGUAAAGAGGCAGCACAGGAGAUACUACACAACUUUCUUCCGCUGCUUCAUACUAGGCUACAAAGUUCGAACACUGGUCUAAGACAUCGACGCAUUGACUUGUUGUCCAGGGCGCUUCUGCCAUCAGACUUUAAACAAUGGUUGGCAAUAGAAACAAGUGGCGAUGGCAGCUGCCUGUAUAACGCUGUUUCUCUGUCAUUGGUGGGUGAUGAAUCUCUUUCAGCUCUUCUGCGUAUGCUAACCGUCUCCGAGCUAUUUGCCAACGCUGAGUUUUAUGCCAAUCAUCCCCAAAUCAAAGAGUUUGCCUCAGCCUCUGGCUAUACAAACUCAGCCAUCAUAAGCAUUUUCCUCAGUGAACAGAAGUCAUUAGCAAGUUAUAAUGGUGACUGCAGCAAAGUUGUUCAAGCAAUACAGGUACUUGCUCAAGAAACAGCAGAGCCCUCUGUUUAUUCUCGGCAAUUCCACAUCUUAUCCCUCGCAUCUGUAGUUGGCAAACCUAUUUUUGCAGCAUAUCCAGAUAUUCAAUCAGUUUGGGCAAUAAAGUUGGCUUGCCAUGGGUAUUUUUAUCCAAGAGAUGUCUUUGCAAGUGACGUAAAUCCAGAAACAUUAAAGAAUGCCGUCAUCUUCGUUAUGUGGACCAGAACCAACCGAAUACCCCUUCUUGGCUGGGAACCCAACCACUUUGUUCUUCUUAAAGAGGCCAACUCAAUUCCUUUAACCAAGAGUUAUGCCCAAGUUGUUGCUAACGGUAAACCAAAUAUAGCAGCAUAUUCCACAUUCCCUUCAAAACAAACUACGGGUAAUGCAACUUACACGAAGGCACCAGAAAAUGUCCAGACCCCUAAAACACAAGGAAAAAGCGAUACAUGGGAAGAUGCCACACCUUCCAAAAAGACAGCUACACCCGACGUGCCUAUGUGGCAGAAUUCAACCGACCCCACUUCUCCCACACCCGCCCGGCAGAAGUCAACAAACUUUACACCUCCCGAAAAGCACGCUAAAUUUACCACGCCACCUACCUGGCAGAAUUCGUCAGACUCUACAACUCCCGAAAAUCAAGCCUCAUCCACCACACCCCCUGCCUGGCGAAAGUCAACAGACACCACUUCUCCCAAAAAAAGAGCCUUCAUGCCCCCCACCACACCUAACUGGCAGAAGUCAACAAACUUCAUACCUUCCGAAAAGCACGCUAAAUCUACCACGCCACCUACCUGGCAGAAUUUGUCAGACUCUACAACUCCCGAAAAUCAAGCCUCAUCCACCACACCCCCUGCCUGGCGAAAGUCAACAGACCCCACUUCUCCCCAAAAAAGGUCCUUCACGCCCCCCACCACACCUAACUGGCAGAAAUCGACAAACUCCACACCUCACAAAAAGCACGCUACGUCCACCACACCUGCCCGGCAGAAGUCAACAAACUUUACACCUUCCGAAAAGCACGCUAAAUCUACCACGCCACCUACCUGGCCGAAUUCGUCAGACUUCACACCUCCCGAAAAGCAAGCCCCAUCCACCACACCUACCUCGCCGACCUCAACAAAUCCCAAGCCUCCCAAGAAGCGCACUGCAUCCAACACACCUCCCUGGCAGAAAUCGGCAGGCCCCACUUCUCCAAAAAAGAAAACAACCAGUCAUAGUGAAAAAUUACACUUUGGAAUUUACUCCACCCCACGAGUGAGGCGAGUGAAGCGAGGGUCCAGUACUGGAAAACAUUCAGAAGAUAAAAGAAAACUGGACGAGAAAGAGAACAACCGGCCUAUGAAGAACAAAAAUCUACUCUUGUUUUUUACGAAACAAAAAAAAGAGGAUACACCGAAGUACUCUGGGCAAAAGGGGGAGCAGAGUACAGAAUCUAUCGAGAAGGCCGCUGAAUGAGGGGAGGAGGAGACCACAGAAGAGACUUUAAAGAACUUUGGACGUGAGGAGGAGGUAAGGACAGUCGAACAGACAAUAAAGGAUUAUGGUAGUGAUGACGAGGAUGAUGGAGUGUUAUUUCCACUUCGUGGCCCAGGCUUUGAGUGGUAUUUGGACAAGGGCGUGAAAUUGAAAGCAAACGUAGCAAGAACAGAAGAACGAAUGAAAAACACAGUCAUAAUGGAAAAUAAUGAGAUGAAAGGACUCAUGAGGGGAGCUGCAACAGGGUCACUGAGUGAAAAUGUCGAUGUACUUAUGGACAAGUUAAGCUCUGCUGGAUCUUCAAAACAGCAAGACCAUAUGAGCGCAAUGAUAUCCAUUGCUUACUUCAUAAUGAAUAACGGACUUAUCAUUCCCACUCAGGUUCUUGCAGAGAAGUAUAAGGAAGUGAAAGGUUUGAAGGAGUCCACUCGCAUUGAAUCUGCACGUUUGCUGGAGGUGUUGACCAAGCAUUUAAACGUCGUUCAAAUUUAUAUAGACGGAAGGGGAUAUAUUUUAGAAAACCGUGGCCUCGAAAUGGAGAAGAUCUUGGACUCUUUAAAGAAUGUCCAAAGAAACGAUCAAUUAACUGUCAACAAAAAAGUGGAGGAGGCGAUUGGGUCUAAUUAUGAGACAUUAAUGGAAUAUCUAGACAGCAAGCGAGACAGAGAUACUCUAAAGGCAGUGUUGACUAAGGUGACAAGUGUCAACUUGAUGACCAGACUGGCAAGUGUACAGGACAAAAGGAGCUUUCAACGGGCUAAAGGUCUGGUGGGUCAGAAUUUGGAACUUUUUAAGGACAUGAAAAACAAAUUAAUGGCCGAUUCUGGUUCACUUAGUGACGCACAGAAAAAGAAGAAAAAUCGCCUUCUUCAAAGCAUGAAACUUGAAAAGCUUCGUCAUAUCUUCAAGGGAAGGGGAAGAAGGUUAAAAUGUGAGGAAUUCCCAGACCUUGCUGCUAUUUUGGAAUUUGCCUUUGGAGAAGGAGAUCGAGUAGAUAGAGCUGAAGGUGGUUUAGAAAGCCAUCCCAGACUUACCGAUACCGUGCUUUACCGGGCUGCCGACAACAAUACCGUCACGAGACAGGCAAGAGAAACCGUUUUAGCUCUGGCUCCUGAGGGAUUCAACAUCAGCCUGUCGUCUUGUUUUAAUUAUACACAAAAUUAUCGGGAAGGGACUUACCAAGCCAGGAGACACCAUUCUGGUAGGGGAAUAAAUGCUUGUUUGGCUCUUCACAAACCCCCUCGCACUGGAGUGGAACAAUUUGUCAUCAAUCUGCACUGGUCCACGCAAAAUGUUAACCUAACACUAGAUUUAUCUCAUGCAUACCCCGACAACAUUCUAGUUGAUUCCAAAGACGCCAAAGCGAAGAUCCAUGCCGAUGUCUCUCCCGUGCAAAAACCAGGAAAAACGUGGCGAAAGAUCAUUUUACCAGACCACGACUGGAGCAGAUUAGCUCAUAAUGCCAUUACCCCUAUGACUCAUCUUUUCUUGAAAACGGAGACCAUUUUGGAAGAAGAAGAGGAGAACAAUAUUUUACACAAUGUUCGAAGGACAGGAACAGCAGCCACCCUUUUGAACUUGUCUUAUUUCGAGCCAGAGACCAUCCAAAGAGUCUUCAAUGAGCUUUUCCUUCUUCUCAAUAACCCUGCACUGGACCAUUUGUUUCGAAAUCCAAAGACUAACAAGCUUAAGGAACAUUUUGUGUUUGUGGUGGACAAUGGUCCCUCUGAGGCUCCAGCAAGUCCUCUGGUAAGAAUGUGGUUGGUUCGUUUGGCAAGACUGCUUCAAUUAAAGACUGUCACCCAGAAGUCGUUUGCAGAGUACAAUAGCAAAAGAAAC